AUCCUUAAUAUGGCUCCGUAGCUGAGUUUUCUCUCUCUCUCUGAAAUUAACUCAGAAAAACAUACGGUGGUUGUGUGUAUGGCGGAGACAGGCGGAGGAGGGGCAGCCAUUAAUGGACACCAUGGGCAAACACUUGAUAUUAAAGAUGAAACCUUUUCUUCACAUCAUCAAACCUCCAUUUUCACUCUUCCUUUUCUCCAAAAGUUGAUAGCGGAGGUUCUGGGAACAUACUUCAUGGUAUUUGCAGGUUGUGGCGUGGUGGUUGUGGAUGUCGAGAAGGACAACAUGAUUGGUCAGACUGGAAUAUCCAUCGUAUGGGGGUUGGUAGUGAUGGUGAUGAUUUAUUCUGUCGGCCACAUCUCCGGUGCCCAUUUCAACCCUGCCGUCACCAUUGCUUUUGCUUCUUGCAAAAGAUUCCCAUUAAAAAACGUACCUGCAUACGUAUGUGCUCAAAUCAUGGGAUCGACCCUAGCAAGCGUAUCCCUACGAUUAAUAUUCAACUGGAAACACAAUAAUUUAGGAGCGACGGUUCCCUCUGGAUCCGACGUCCAAUCUUUGGUGUUGGAAUUCAUCAUAACAUUCUAUCUCAUGUUCGUUAUCGCUGGCGUUGCAACUGAUAACCGAGCUAUAGGUGAACUAGCAGGACUUGCUAUUGGAUCAACCAUUCUACUUAACGCCAUUUUUGCCGGGCCAAUAUCAGGGGCUUCAAUGAACCCGGCUAGGACCCUAGGCCCGGCUGUUGUGUCGAGCCAAUACAAAGGCUUAUGGGUUUACAUAUUGGGACCAGUUGCGGGAGCUGUAGCUGGGGCAUGGGCGUACAACAUCAUAAGGUUCACUACUAAGCCGUUACAUGAGAUCGUCAAGGGUGCAUCUUUCCUUCAACGUACCAACCCCAUGUGAUUUUUGUAUUCGUAGAUUAUUCAUGUAUGAUUGUACUUUCUUUUAAACGUCUUGAUUUACUGUAGUUCAAUACCGUUUAACUUAUUCAUUAAGCAGGGGUAGGUGAAGAAGUAGACAUGGAGUUUUACAUCAUCUCAUCCCGUUUUAUAAGGAGAAA
Cynara cardunculus var. scolymus (artichoke) is the source of this 1057-nucleotide messenger RNA. RefSeq names its product aquaporin NIP1-1-like. Bases 79 to 900 code for a protein of 273 amino acids. Gene Ontology annotation, molecular function: channel activity. Gene Ontology annotation, biological process: transmembrane transport. NCBI's taxonomy places the organism in Eukaryota, Viridiplantae, Streptophyta, Magnoliopsida, Asterales, Asteraceae. Gene Ontology annotation, cellular component: membrane. The transcript has 5 exons. The record is from RefSeq and is a predicted model, not a curated record.